CACUUUGGCUUCUCUCGCCAUCCUGUCAACCGUAUGUACAGGUCUUCGGAAAGGUUGCGCUGAUCGCAAAGUCAUGUUUACAUAUAAUGGAUGUGUUGGAGAGUAUGGGAAGAGAAAACAUGCCGGAAUUUCUGUUGGUGGAAAUGUGCGCGGAAUUGAA
This is a messenger RNA of Paraglomus occultum, 160 nucleotides long. The record is from the annotation of a GenBank genome assembly. Lineage: Eukaryota; Fungi; Glomeromycota; Glomeromycetes; Paraglomerales; Paraglomeraceae.